This is a messenger RNA of Hirundo rustica (Barn swallow), 822 nucleotides long. It is a transcript of the gene S100A16, whose product is annotated as S100 calcium binding protein A16. The transcript is spliced from 3 exons. Gene Ontology annotation, molecular function: calcium ion binding. Lineage: Eukaryota; Metazoa; Chordata; Aves; Passeriformes; Hirundinidae. Bases 87 to 407 code for a protein of 106 amino acids. The record is from RefSeq and is a predicted model, not a curated record. Gene Ontology annotation, cellular component: perinuclear region of cytoplasm; nucleus.
CGUGCCUGGGACCAUCCUGCUCGGGCCCUUCCAGGGGAAGGAGCUUCCUGCCCGGGGACAGCGGCGACAACACCCAGCAGGCGGCGAUGGGCGAGUGCACGGACCUGGAAUGGGCCGUGCAGGUGCUGGUGAACAACUUCGACAAAUACUCGAGCCGCUGCUGCUGCUGCAAGAACCCGCGGCGCAUCAGCAAGAAGGAUUUUCGGAAGAUGCUGAGCCGCGAGCUCAACCACAUGCUGACGGACACCGGGAACCGCCGCGCCGCCGACAAGCUCAUCUGCGACCUGGAUGAGAACAAGGACGGGCGCAUCAGCUUCCAGGAGUACUGGACCUUGAUAGGCGGCAUCGCCAGCCCCAUCGCGCAGAUCAUCCGCCAGCAGGAGCAGAGCGUCAAACACACCAAGUAGCGCCCGCCGGACCCUCCAGGAUCGCCCCCCGCCCCUGCUCCGCUCCUCCGCCAUCCCCCUCCCCGCUUUGCGACCUGCCCGAGCCUCCGGGACCCCCAGGGCUCCGCCGAGCGGGGUGGGGACGGGCUGUGGGUGGGAUUUGGGUUUCGAGGCCUCCUUGCCCUUGCUCCUCCUCCUGUUCCACGAGGGAGAGGCUCCCACGCUUCCUGCGCCACGGGAAUUCCGCCCGUCCUCGGCUCUCCGCGGCAGGAAUCCAUCAUCGCCAGCAGCGCGCCCUCUCCCCUUGGGGCUCUUUUUUUUCUUUUUUUGGGGGGGUCUCUUUGGGUAAAAAGGCGCUUUUCCUCCCCCCGCCCGGAGCUCGGGGCGCGGCGCGGUCCCGGCCGGGUGACACCACCGCGGUUAUUUAUUGCAGCAA